This is a messenger RNA of Pygocentrus nattereri (red-bellied piranha), 5528 nucleotides long. RefSeq names its product SMAD family member 3a (gene smad3a). The record is from RefSeq and is a predicted model, not a curated record. The transcript has 10 exons. Gene Ontology annotation, biological process: anatomical structure morphogenesis; regulation of transcription by RNA polymerase II; SMAD protein signal transduction. Gene Ontology annotation, cellular component: heteromeric SMAD protein complex. Lineage: Eukaryota; Metazoa; Chordata; Actinopteri; Characiformes; Serrasalmidae. The coding region runs from base 18 to 1370 and encodes 450 amino acids. Gene Ontology annotation, molecular function: DNA-binding transcription factor activity, RNA polymerase II-specific; RNA polymerase II cis-regulatory region sequence-specific DNA binding; I-SMAD binding.
UGCUGCGCGGGCUGUGCAUGCAGAGAUAUGGUAAACCCAGACACGACUGUUUACUCAGUGCGGCGAGGAGGAAGAUAGCUGAAGUUGUGAAGAUGUCAAUUUUACCUUUCACUCCCCCCAUCGUGAAGAGACUUUUGGGGUGGAAGAAGGGAGAACAGAACGGACAAGAGGAAAAGUGGUGUGAGAAGGCGGUUAAGAGCCUUGUGAAGAAGCUGAAGAAGACGGGGCAGCUGGACGAGCUGGAGAAAGCCAUCACAACUCAUGAUGUCAACACGAAGUGUAUCACAAUACCGCGGUCUCUGGAUGGGCGCUUGCAAGUGUCCCAUCGAAAAGGUCUCCCCCACGUCAUCUACUGCCGGCUGUGGCGUUGGCCAGACUUGCAGUCACACCAUGAGCUGAGAGCUGUCGAGCUGUGUGAGUUUGCCUUUCACAUGAAGAAGGACGAGGUUUGUGUGAACCCAUACCACUAUCAGCGUGUAGAGACACCAGUUCUGCCACCAGUGCUGGUGCCUCGCCAUACAGAGAUCCCAAGUGAAUUUCCUCCUCUGGACGAUUAUAGCCACUCCAUCCCUGAAAACACAAACUUUCCUGCUGGCAUCGAGCCUCAGAGCAACUAUAUCCCAGAAACGCCACCUCCAGGUUACCUCAGUGAGGAUGGGGAGACCAGUGACCAUCAGAUGAACCAUAGCAUGGACACAGGAUCUCCAAACUUGUCACCAAACCCUGUGUCUCCAGCACACAACAACUUAGACCUGCAGCCUGUGACAUACUGUGAGCCUGCGUUCUGGUGUUCUAUAUCAUACUAUGAGCUGAACCAGCGUGUGGGUGAAAUCUUUCACGCGUCCCAGCCCUCUCUCACAGUAGACGGCUUCACUGACCCAUCCAACUCAGAGCGUUUCUGCCUGGGCCUGCUGUCCAACGUUAACCGCAAUGCUGCCGUGGAGCUCACCCGCAGACAUAUUGGCCGCGGGGUGCGUUUAUACUACAUUGGAGGUGAGGUGUUUGCUGAGUGUCUCAGUGACAGUGCCAUCUUUGUCCAGAGCCCCAACUGUAACCAGCGCUAUGGCUGGCACCCUGCCACGGUCUGCAAGAUUCCACCAGGCUGUAAUCUGAAGAUCUUCAAUAAUCAGGAGUUUGCAGCCCUUUUGGCCCAGUCAGUGAACCAGGGCUUUGAGGCUGUGUACCAGCUGACCCGUAUGUGCACCAUACGCAUGAGCUUCGUCAAAGGCUGGGGAGCGGAGUACAGGCGACAGACAGUGACUAGCACCCCCUGCUGGAUAGAGCUGCACCUGAACGGACCUCUGCAGUGGCUGGACAAAGUGCUGACCCAGAUGGGCUCCCCCACCAUCCGCUGCUCCAGCGUGUCCUAGGAAAUGCCUUCCCCCAAGAAACAACACUCGAAGUACCCAGUCCAAAACAAGAACUGGAACUGAAAAAAGGUUACAAUGGGAACCAAUGGUAAUGACCCUGAAACCCAUCAGCCAAUAGGAAUCCACAGUCUCACCUGACAACACGCACCCUCUUUCAGUAGCACUUUCAGUACCACAUUUAUCUCAAAGAGGAAGUGUGCAGUAAAAUAUACUAUUUUUGUUUAUAUUUUUUACAUAAUGCCCAUAUCAUUAUUAGGAGCAUCAUUUAUAGCUCAUGAGAUUUUGGUAUUUAGAGCCAUUUUGGUUGCUGAGCGUGUGUACAGUAUCCUUAUUUCUUGUCUUAGGCAUUGUUUUGUUGCAUACCACAAGUGUGUUAGGACACACUUGAUUAAUGUACGAACAAGUCAAGUGCUUUCUGUGUACAGUGAAAUAUUAAUGAAGUUUUAUAAAUUUCAGUUCAGAUGUCUUUAUGUUUUGGGCAUUUUUGUUUUGGUUUUAACAAAAUAAUAGAAGAAACCCCAUGUUGUAUGUAUCAUAUUUUACAUGAUAAUGUGAUUGAACAGGAGAGAUCCUCAUGAUGCAUUCUAUGUGUAAAAAAAAAAAGCCUUCUUUCUGUCUGAGAAAAACAACACCUUAUGUUUAAAUCUAUUCAACCCUGUGUUUUGCCAGGAAAGUCUUUAAUAGAUCCAACUGGACAAAGUUCAUUAAGUGAGUGAAAAACGCAGCUUAUCUAGAGCCAUAAUUGGUCAGUGCCUUGGGAUGCAAAAGUGGAAUUACCAACAUUAACCAUUAACUGUUACAUUUUACUGGAACACUUUACAGGUGACUGUACGAGCACAUUGCAUAGUAACACAUAUAGCACAGCUGUGCACGUAAGCAGAUAUUCUAAUGUAUGCAUUGUAUUGCUUAAGGAAAACUGUAUAGGGCUGAGCUGAGGUGUGGGGGGGGCGGCAAUUGUAGACGGCUGAAGGAUGAAAGGCUGUUAUUCCUCCUGUAGUAGUUUUUAAUCUGUCUGUAUGGAGCCAUGCCAAGUCUCGCUGGGUGUGUGUGUUUGUGUGCACAUUCUCUUAAGAUGUGCUUAUGGUAGCAGUUUAAUCUGUGGCCCAGCUGUCUCCGCUGUGUGUGUGUGUGUGUGUGUCUGCCUGCCCUCCCAUUGAGUUCAGAUAGGUCUGUCUGCAAGGAAGAACCCACACGUAUUCUUGUGUGGAAGGUGUGUAGCUUUGGACCUGAAAUCUGUGCUUGCAUGCUUGGCUUGUCCUCAUUUUAGUGUUACAGAGUCUUUUGGUGAAGGACGUUUAGUGAACAAGUGAAAUGGGCAUUACCUUCACCAGGUUAAAGAGCAUUCAGUUAUCAAUGCACAGUUUCUUUCAGAAUGUUUUUGUUCAAUGUCGAUUUAAUUUUCUUCUUCAUUGUGCUGGCCACUUGCAAAUGACUCUGUAUUGAUCACCAACUUCAGUACUUUGUGACAACAUUGGAAGUAAAUUGCUUUAUAUUGUAUAAAAGAAAAGAUUUAUUCCCUGCUCACAGAACGCCCUGAGCCACCCUGCUAUGUAACAUUCCACACCUGUACUUCUUGCUCUUCUUAUGCUUCCUUAGCUUUAUGUACAGUUUAUACAUAUCCUAAUUUUAAAGAGGAAUUCCACCUAUUUUUUUUAAUUGCUGAAGACGUAAACAACUUCAUUCAAAAUGUUUUGAUGUGAAAUAGUACAUUAUAGAGAAAAUGAAUACUAUUUUCUUUACAGUGAUAGGAACCAGGGGUUAUGAUAUCUACAGCACAAAUUUCUAUUGAAUUAAUAAUGAAUCUAAGAUAAAUGAUUAAAUAUAGAUAAAAAAAAGUGUUGUGCAAGAUUUCGUGCAUGUGCCUCUCAACAACAAAUGUAUUUAAAUUUAUUAACACAAAGGUUUAGGACAAAACUGAAUCACAAGACUAGUAAAAGUCAUGCACAAAUCAAAGUAUUUGUAACCAUUUUGCUUAAUAUCUUUCUGUGAGGUAGCUUUUAGAGACAUUAAAGCUGAAUUCCACUUUUUUUCAGAUUUUCUGCAUAAAUCGAGUUUUUGAGAUGUAAACAAAGUUGUUUAGAGUGGUUUGAUGUGAGAUGGUUUAUUUUAGAGAAAUUUGCUAUCACUUUGCAGUGGUGGUGAUAGGAACCAGAGUCACAGUGAAUCAUGAAUAUACAACAGCAGUAGUUUUAUGUUAAAAAAUGACCAGUGCAUCUAGAUUUUUAUGUGUAAUGUUAAUUUAAAAAAGUGUCAUAUCUGAAAAAAAUAUUCUCUGUAUUAUAUUGCAUUACGGUACCCUGAAUGUGUUUUAAAAAAUAUGUUUCUGGCUAAAACCUUAUAAACUUCCAAACAAUUGUAAAAGGCAUCAGGCAGCAUAUCGAUUACCUUUUCAAGUAACUUUCUUUGAGGUCGCUUUGAAAUUUUGACUUGGCAGUUACGUGAAAUUUUGGAAAAAAGUGGAAUUCCCCUUUAAACACUACAACCCCUUAUUCUAUCACUAACUGCAGUAAGUCAGAAAAUUUCACAUUAGACCACUUUGAAUUAUUUUCUUUACAUCUUAAUAAUUGAUGAAUGCAGACCGCAGUGGAAUUCUCCUUUAAAGUACAAUAAGAUCUCUCUGAUGCAGAGAUAAGAGCUCUGAAUGCAAGAACUAAUGACAUAAGGAAAGAUAUGCAAACGUGUAGCUACAUUUGUGUGAGAUAAAGACUUUGCAGUGAAAAUGAAGCAUCCGUUAGAUAUCUUCAAAUGUAAAUAAAUAAAAAAAUCAAACUAUAAUUUUCAACUAAAAUAGCUACAGAGAUUAGUGUUUAUGGCUUAAAUCAAUUUAAUGUGGGCAGCUUAGCUCAGUCUGAAGCCAUGAUGCUGUUUCCUCACAACUAUCUGUGAAUAUAUCUUCACACUCCCUCCCAUCCACUCCACUAAAAUCCACUGAAUGAGUGUGCCUUUGCAUGAAGUUUCACAUGUCACAUCAUGUCCAGCUCGUCUGAGGAGUACUCUUGAUUGGGAUUAACUCAAGAAUAAACAGUUUGUAAAUAUAUCGUAUAGAUUAAUGCAUGCCUAUUUUCAAAGAUUCAAAUUUCUACCCCAGAGUCUAUUUUGCUAUGAUUUUUUGUGAGAGUAGCAAGUAAUGCUGAUGUACUCAUUUAUCUUUUUUGUUUUUUGUUUUUUUGUUUGUUUGUUUUUUUGCAAAGGCUCAAUGGAGGCAAAACUGCUGGCAGACUUUUUAAAAUACAAUAGCCAUGUAUUUUUAUACUACAGACAGGUGAAGGGGAAAGGGGUUUUAAAAGGGAAAUAUUUGUAAAAACGGGCUUUUUCACAUCUUGUAUAGCACAUUCUGUUAGCAGUUGCUGUUGCAUUUGUUUGGUAGAGCAAACCUUUGCAAGCCUUCUAAUCUGAUCUCCAUUAAUAUUUGGAGUAAAACUGAAGGCAAAGCUAUGAUAGAGCUAUGAUUUUACAUAGAUCAGACAGGUUCUUCAUCUAGAUUUCAUCUAUUGAUGUUUCAGCAUAGUUCAGCAAAUUCAGUUUCAAAAAACAGACACAUUUCGCUUUUUUACUCAUUCAGUUGUUACAAGUAAACAUCAUUAUAAGGAAUUACUGUCAUUUAUGAUCAUUAGUAGGUUUCUUAUUGAGGUAUUCAUAUUGAUUAUCCUUCAGUUGACAGCUAAAAGAUACUUUUUCAUCCUUGAGAAAAGAAUCUCAUUCAAAAUUUAUCAGCAAAUUGUUGAGUUUACUUUUAGUAGUAUGCAUUAUUGUGCUUGUGUUACUUGUCGAUUGUGCUUAUUCUGUGUUGUUGCACUUAGUUGUGUUUGGUGUGCUUUAAAUCUGGUCAGCUGCUCUCAGAAGAAAACCUUGUAUCUCCAAAAUGAUAAUGUCAAAGGAAAAGCAAAUCUAUGAAACCAGAGUUAUUUUUUUUCCAAGUCAUUUUGGGCCAUUUCUUUAGGUCCAUUCAUAGUGAAACGUACACGCAAUCUAAAGGGCAACAGGCACUUUUAAAUUAUGUCAAGAACUGAAAAACGACAGUAAUGGAGAUAUGAGAUUUUGUUUUGACCGCAGCAAUAUAUAUUCUGUAUGAUUUUUCUUUGAAUCUAAAAUGUUUGUCAAAUAUAUACUACAUUGUAUUUGUUAUUAUUGUACUUUUAAUAAAAAGAUAUAUCUAAA